Messenger RNA from Budorcas taxicolor (takin), 960 nucleotides. RefSeq names its product olfactory receptor 8K1-like. NCBI's taxonomy places the organism in Eukaryota, Metazoa, Chordata, Mammalia, Artiodactyla, Bovidae. Gene Ontology annotation, cellular component: membrane. Gene Ontology annotation, biological process: sensory perception of smell; G protein-coupled receptor signaling pathway. Gene Ontology annotation, molecular function: G protein-coupled receptor activity; olfactory receptor activity; odorant binding. The record is from RefSeq and is a predicted model, not a curated record.
CUCAUGGAGAAACACAACCAUACUGUGAUGCACAAGGUGACUGAAUUUGUUCUUACGGGGAUCACAGACAGUCCUGAGCUGAAGGCGCCUCUCUUUGGAAUCUUCCUGGUCAUCUACUUGGUCACAGUGACAGGAAAUCUGGGUAUGGUUAUCCUGACCCAUUGGGACUCCAAGCUACAUACUCCCAUGUACUUUUUCCUAAGACAUUUGUCAAUUACUGAUCUUGGUUACUCCACUGUCAUUGGCCCAAAAAUGAUGGUCAACUUUGUGGUGCACAAAAAUACUAUUUCCUACAAUUGGUGUGCCACCCAACUGGCGUUCUUUGAGACUUUUAUUAUCACCGAACUCUUCAUUCUAUCAGCAAUGGCCUAUGACCGCUAUGUAGCCAUCUGCAAACCUCUGCUCUACGUGGUCAUCAUGGCACAGAAAGUGCGUUGGGGGCUGGUGCUCACUCCCUACCUCUACAGCACCUUCGUGUCUCUAUUUCUCACCAUCAAGUUAUUUCAAUUGUCCUUCUGUGGCUCUAAUGUCAUCAGAUAUUUUUACUGCGACUCUGUCCCUCUGAUAUCUCUGCUCUGUUCUGACACACAUGAGUUAGAAUUGAUCAUCUUGAUCUUUUCAGGCUGCAAUUUGCUCUGUUCCCUCUUGAUUGUUCUUGUAUCCUAUAUGUUCAUUCUUGUGGCUGUUCUCAGAAUGAACUCAAGCAAGGGGAGAUACAAAGCCUUCUCCACCUGUAGUUCCCAUCUGACAGCGGUGGUCGUGCUACUGUUCUAUGGAACAUUACUGUUUAUGUACCUGCAACCCAAGUCCAGCCACACUUUUGCUGUUGAUAAAAUGGCCUCUGUGUUUUACACUCUGGUGAUCCCUAUGCUCAAUCCAUUGAUCUAUGGUCUAAGGAACAAAGAAGUAAAAGAUGCUCUGAGGAGAACUUUAACUAAUCGAUGCAAAAUUCUCAACUAA